ACAAUUGGCGGCGGCGCUGCUGAGGUCAUUGCGUCAAUUUGCGCCUUCCUCGGCCGCGCCGAGACGAGUGGACACUGCCGCGCGACAGUCGCUGGUGCGUGCGUUGCGGCAGCAGAAGCCCCGGCGUCUUCAGGAGCGCGUAGCGUGCAGCAAGCUGGAGCAGGGCGCCGGCAGCAGGGCUGCCACCAUGGUGGUGGGAAGCGUGGAGCGCGCGCACGGCCACGGACACGGCAGGGGCCCGCGCGCACAGCACGUGCGCCACCAGGCCAGGCAUCGUCAGUAUGACGAUGAGGAGAGCGGGUGGGCGUGCAUGAACUGGUUCGAGUACAUGCUGGUGGUGGUGUUGGCCAGCCUACUGCUGCUCGGCGCCCUCACGCUGACCCUCUUCUGGGCGCUGUACUACGCCGGGGGCUUCGCCUGGACCGAGGAGCCCGCCCGCCAGUUCAACCUCCACCCCGUGCUCAUGGUCGCCGGGUUCAUCACCUUCAGUGGCUUCUCCCUGUUACUGUAUCGAAUCUGUCGAUGCUGCCGUCGCAUCUACGUGAAGCUGUUCCACACAAUCUUCCAUGCUCUUGCCAUACCAUGCAUUGUGGUUGGAUUUAUAGCAGUACUUGAUUCACACAACCUUGCAGAUCCACCGAUAGCAAACUUCUACUCCCUGCACAGCUGGAUGGGGCUGGUUACCAUGGGCCUGUUUGCACUGCAGUUUGUUGUAGGCUUCUUCAGCUUCCUGAUCUUGCUGUGCUGUGAAGGUGCAACAGCAGCAUUCCGAGCUUCUCUAGUACCCAUACACGCAUCCUUUGGCAUAACAACUUUCAUGCUGGCUGUAGCGACAUGCCUUACAGGUCUCACAGAGAAGGCCUUCUUUAAGCUUAGCUCUAAGUAUUCGGAGAUGCCUGAGGAAGGGAUAAUCAUGAAUGCUCUGGCUAUGGUGUUGGUAGCUUUGGGGAUACUUCUGUCUUACGCUGUGCGGAGGGAACCAUUCCGCACACAAGUUAAGACUUUCGUCACUGAACGACUGUAGACUAGUUUUACAAUACGUUAUUUGGACUGAAUUGUUUCACUGCUGUAAUCUAAUGUCACAGAAGCUUUGUAGGUUCAGUUGUUCCUACGCUGUAUUGGAAGGAAAAAAAAUUCUUUAACUGUUCAAUCCAGAAAUAGUGAACCAUUAGAAUUUUUAUACAUUUUCUUAUCAAGAUUGUCAGUCUUAUCUUCAUAACAGUGGACAGUGCCCUUUUUAACAGUGUACAAGCUGAAAGGACCAAAAAGGAUAUAUUCUGUGUACAAAGACAUUUUAUUCCUGCUAAGGUACCUUAUUAUUAUCCAUACCAUUUUUAUAGACAUUCUGUGUGUUCUAGCAUAGUCACUUUUUAUUACUUCGGUGCAGAUAAUCAGUCUUGUAUAUCGUUUUAUAAAUCAUGCCUUUGUACAUAAGCUUUGUAGUUAAUAAGGAAAAAUACUGACAUACAUUUGUGUACAUGAUCCAUUUAUAUAUAUACACAAAAAUUCAGAUCUGUGCAAAUGCGUGCAUGAGUGUUGUAUUUAAAUAACUUGCUCUAAAUAUAGAGAAAAGUUAAUGAGCAGUAUGACUGAAUAUUAAAAGUAAUUUGUUGUUAUUGUUUGAUGGCAGAAAAUUUUAGAAAACUAUAAAUGUUAAUUACACCUAACAUAUUUUGCACACUUGUGCAAAGUUCGAAAUAUUUGUCUUUGGAGCAGAUUCUUUUUUUUUAAAAAAAGAAAUCUGUUCUAUGAUUACAUCUUUCCUCAUAUUGUCUGCGUCACAAAAAGUUUUUAAUUUUACCUCUGCCAUCAUUGUUAUCUUUUUAAAUCUUUUGGUGUGAAGAUACCACGAGUGUUGACUUGACAGAACACAUAAAGAAUUCGGUCAAGUAAGGAAUUCUAUUAUUCAGAUUUUUGUUAUUGAGAUAUCAGAUUAAUGUAUGAAAGAAAUAAUAGAUUUACAUUUAUGCUAUAAUUAUUACAUCGAAGCAUUCAAAAUGAUAAGUGUUAUUGGAGUAUAAAAAGUUUCAUAUGUAACCUGAAGAAGUUUGACAUUAAAGUAUUAAAAAAACUA
Molecule: messenger RNA, 2074 nt
Organism: Schistocerca piceifrons (Central American locust)
Lineage: Eukaryota; Metazoa; Arthropoda; Insecta; Orthoptera; Acrididae
Gene: nemy
Product: transmembrane ascorbate-dependent reductase CYB561
Exons: 5
Coding region: 188-1024 (278 amino acids)
Molecular function (GO): oxidoreductase activity
Source: RefSeq, a predicted model, not a curated record